AUGUCGAGCAACAAAAACCCCAGUUUUAAUUGGGAAAAAUUAAAAGAAAAUUUUUAUAGAAAUAGGUGUAUUUCAACAACUUUUAAAUGGCCAACAAUAACAGCAAAAGCAAAUCACUCUAACCUAUAUGCCAUUUCCUACACAUCAAUAGCUGUAUAUCUAUUGGAUAGUAAUAAAAUUGAAGUUUACAAUUAUAAAAUCAAUUUACUAUGUUCCAUUGAUGUGUCCGAAAUUGUUACAGAUGACCAACACAAUGAAAAUGAAAAUAAACUGAUUAAAAUAUGGUUAGAUUAUUCCAAUGACGAUUUAUACAUCGUUACACAAAAAUUUAUUAGGAUUGUUUAUAGUUGGAACCCCAUUGAGUUUAAAGAUAUUAUUAUUGAAAAUGAUCAAGACCAAGAGAUUUGGGACAUGAAGGAUAAAUUUAUCGUAACUAAAAAUCAUCAAGAUAUUUAUAAAAUUGCUACUAAUCCCAAUAACAGGUAUUCAAUUGAAAAAAUUAUCGAAAACGAUGGCAAAUUUACACUACUUACAAAAGAUCAUUGGGAUGCUAAUACCGAGAUUAUCAUAUUAUUAGACAUAACUUAUAUUUUUAUGCUUAAACACUGUUUACCUACUGUUGAUAUCAGUAAAAUUGACUCAGAUACAGCUUGGCAAAAGGUAAUUUUAUCCAAAACAUCGAAUUCUGUUUUAUUUUAUAACAAUAAAACAAAAAAUUUGCAUAUAAUCAAUGAGAACGGUAAACGUGUAGAUAGUGAUAUUUCCUUAACCAAUACACCACAACAGCUUGCUUGGUGUGGAAAUGACUCGAUCGCAUGUUUUUUUAAAUUGAAUAGUUACAAUGAAGAUGACAAUAAACAUGAAUUGUAUUUAUAUGAUACACUUACUGGUACACACGUUUCAUUUUGGUAUCUUGAAGAAAUAAGUUUUAUUGAAUCGGUUAGUGAUGGGGUGAAAGUGUUUACAGAUAAGAAUGUCUAUCUAAUUUCAAAGGUACCUUGGUCAACAAAAAAUAUUUUCAGAUUAGGUUCAACAAGCUCUAGUGCCAUUUUAUUUGAUUGUUUGAAUUUAUUAGAGCAUGGUUCUAAACCAAGGGCAAUUGAAAAUAUGCGGUCAAUUAAUCUAGAAGAAGCUAUUGAAGAAUGUAUAGAUGCUGCUGCUGAAGAAUUGGAUCCCAUAUUACAAAAAAAGUUACUUCUCACCGCCUCUUUUGGAAAGGGAUCUUUGAUUAACGUUACCAGUAAAAAAGUCAAUACCAUAUCACAGAAUUAUGUCAAAACCAUUAAGUUCAUUAGAUUCAUGAAUAAUUUAUCUUCUAUAACAGGUAUUUUGCUAACAAAUGAUCAAUUUCAAUAUGUAGGCUUUCCAAAUUUAAUUCUUAAUUUAGUUAAAUGGAACGAUGAAUUUUUAAAAUGUAUUGCAUUGUGUAAGUUUUUGGAGCUUAAUGGCUUGAUUGCAGACAUUGUCUAUAAUUGGAGUAAAAGAAAGAUACAAAUAGCAAGUGAUGAAGAUGAUGAUGUUUUAUAUGAAAGUAUUGUGAAUAAAAUUGACAUAGGUGAUGGCACUGAAAUUUAUACGCUAAAAGAUUUUCAAUAUUCCAGGUUGGGUAUCAUUUGUUAUAAUGAAGGUAGAUUAGGACUGGCUAAAAAGUUUACUAUACUUGAUUCUAAUGUUUUUGAAAAAGUGAAGACGCUGCUAAAAUUGGAAGAAAAUGAAAGUGCUUUGGAAUAUGCACACAGCUCUGGUAAUCCAGUGGUAGAAUUGUAUUGUUUGCUUUGUUUGCAAAGAAAAUUGUCUCAGGGACAAUUUACAAGAAUUCUAAGCUUAAAAGUCGAAAAGGGUGGUAUUUUGGCUAUAUAUUUAUCCGAUAAUUACGAAUUUUUAUUCGAUUUUUAUAGACAAAUUGACGAUUAUUCUAAAUUAGGCGACUUAAUACUAAGUAAAAAUGAAGCACGAACUGUUAUUGACCAAGUUGCUGAUUUGAAGAACAGAAGUGAUGAUCCCUUGAAAAAAAUAUAUAAUAGAGAGGCUGAGUUAAUAAAAUACCAAAAAGAAUUGUCAUCAAAAUAUGAUAUGACCGAUAUAGUAGGGUGUUCUAUGAAUGAGACGCUUAAAAAGUUGUUGCAGUUCAGUAGUAACAAGAUUAUAAAUAGCUUCAUUAAAAAAUUUUCCCUCAAUGAUGAUGUCAUAAAUUUAACAAAGUGCAAAAUAUAUCUCGAUACCAAAAGGUAUGACCCAUUAUGGACCUUGAUAAAUAGCAAGAAAAAUUUAAUUGGGAAUGAAAAUAUUAUAAUGACAAUAUAUAAAAAAUUAUACUACUUGCAUGACGCCAAAACAGAAGCUGUAAAAUACAUCAAAUUUAUUGCCACGAACUCAUACAACUACGAAAAGAAAUUAAAAAUGUAUUUGGAGUGUGGUGAUUACCUGAGUGCCGCCCAGUUGGCAACAUACGAAAAGGAUUCAGUUAAAUUACAAUCCAUAUAUGAUACGUGUUCUGACGAAUCUGUUAAAUUGCAGAUAAAAAACUUUUUUAAGAAAAUAUGA
This is a messenger RNA of Saccharomycodes ludwigii, 2544 nucleotides long. RefSeq names its product tethering complex subunit VPS16 (gene VPS16). The record is from RefSeq and is a predicted model, not a curated record. Gene Ontology annotation, biological process: endosomal transport; intracellular protein transport; vacuole fusion, non-autophagic. The transcript has a single exon. Bases 1 to 2544 code for a protein of 847 amino acids. Gene Ontology annotation, molecular function: actin binding. Gene Ontology annotation, cellular component: endosome; lysosomal membrane; HOPS complex. Lineage: Eukaryota; Fungi; Ascomycota; Saccharomycetes; Saccharomycodales; Saccharomycodaceae.